AUGUCGCCGUACAGGUUGGUAUUUGGAAAACCGUGUCACCUUCUAGUGAAGUUCGAGCACAGAGCUUUUUGGGCGAUCAAACAAUGUAAUAUGAACCUAGAAGAGGCCGGUGCUCAACGGAAGUUGGAUUUGCAAGAAUUGGAGGAGAUCCGGAACGAAAUCUACGAAAAUGCACUAGUUUACAAGGAGAGGAAUCGGGCAUUUCAUGACCAACAAAUCUCUAGAAAGACCUUUGAAGUUGGUCAGAAGGUCCUCCUGUACCAAUCUAGGCUCAAGCUCUUCCCAGUUGAAAUCCAGAGUGCUAAAACAGACAACAAGUUUGUAGUGAAUGGACACCGUCUCAAACACUAUUAUGAGGGUCUUGUAGAUGGAGAGAUAGAGGCAAUACGGUUGGAUGAGCCACAGUGA
This is a messenger RNA of Coffea arabica (coffee), 408 nucleotides long. RefSeq lists its product as uncharacterized. NCBI's taxonomy places the organism in Eukaryota, Viridiplantae, Streptophyta, Magnoliopsida, Gentianales, Rubiaceae. The record is from RefSeq and is a predicted model, not a curated record.